AUGCAUUGUGAGAGGUUUCUAUGUGUCCUGAGAAUAAUUGGAACUACACUUUUUGGAGUGUCUCUCCUCCUCGGAAUCACAGCUGCUUAUAUUGUUGGCUACCAGUUUAUCCAAACAGAUAAUUACUAUUUCUCUUUUGGACUGUACGGUGCCUUUUUAGCUUCACACCUCAUCAUCCAAAGCCUCUUUGCCUUUUUGGAACACCGGAAAAUGAAAAAGUCCCUUGAAACCCCCAUUAAAUUGAACAAAACUGUAGCUCUCUGCAUUGCUGCGUAUCAAGAAGACCCUGACUACUUACGGAAAUGUUUGCAAUCUGUGAGAAGGCUGACCUACCCUGGGAUUAAAGUCGUGAUGGUCAUAGAUGGGAAUUCAGAUGAUGACCUUUACAUGAUGGACAUCUUCAGUGAGGUCAUGGGCAGGGACAAAUCGGCCACUUACAUCUGGAAAAACAACUUCCAUGAAAAGGGACCUGGUGAGACAGACGAGUCCCACAAAGAAAGUUCACAACAUGUAACCCAAUUGGUCUUGUCUAACAAAAGUAUUUGCAUCAUGCAAAAAUGGGGCGGAAAGAGAGAAGUCAUGUACACAGCCUUCAGAGCACUGGGGCGAAGUGUGGAUUAUGUACAGGUGUGUGACUCAGACACCAUGCUUGAUCCUGCCUCAUCCGUGGAGAUGGUGAAGGUCUUAGAAGAAGACCCUAUGGUUGGAGGUGUGGGGGGAGAUGUCCAGAUUUUAAACAAGUAUGAUUCUUGGAUCUCCUUCCUCAGCAGUGUGAGAUACUGGAUGGCUUUUAACAUAGAAAGGGCCUGCCAGUCUUAUUUUGGCUGUGUCCAGUGCAUAAGCGGUCCUCUGGGAAUGUACAGAAACUCCUUGCUGCAUGAGUUUGUGGAAGACUGGUACAAUCAGGAAUUCAUGGGUAACCAAUGCAGUUUCGGUGAUGACAGACACCUGACCAACAGGGUGCUGAGUCUGGGCUAUGCAACUAAAUACACGGCUCGGUCCAAGUGCCUUACUGAAACACCCAUAGAGUAUCUGAGAUGGCUGAACCAGCAGACCCGUUGGAGCAAGUCCUACUUCCGAGAGUGGCUGUACAAUGCCAUGUGGUUCCACAAGCAUCACUUGUGGAUGACCUACGAAGCUGUUAUCACUGGAUUCUUUCCUUUCUUUCUCAUCGCCACAGUCAUCCAGCUCUUCUACAGGGGUAAAAUCUGGAACAUCCUCCUCUUCCUGUUAACUGUCCAGCUAGUGGGUCUCAUUAAGUCAUCUUUCGCCAGCUGCCUUAGAGGAAAUAUUGUCAUGGUCUUCAUGUCUCUCUAUUCAGUCUUAUACAUGUCAAGUCUACUUCCUGCCAAGAUGUUUGCGAUCGCGACCAUCAACAAAGCUGGGUGGGGCACGUCUGGAAGGAAGACCAUUGUUGUUAAUUUCAUAGGACUUAUUCCAGUGUCCGUGUGGUUUACAAUCCUUCUAGGCGGUGUGAUUUUCACCAUUUAUAAGGAAUCUAAAAAGCCAUUUUCCGAAUCCAAACAGACUGUUCUCAUCGUGGGAACCUUGAUCUAUGCAUGCUACUGGGUCAUGCUUUUGACUCUGUAUGUGGUUCUCAUCAAUAAGUGUGGCAGGCGGAAGAAGGGACAGCAGUACGACAUGGUGCUUGAUGUAUGAUGAUGUGUGCAGUAACACCUGGACAGACACACAGACACAUAGACACACACACACAUCUUAGCUCCUCAAGGGGCUGUGCAGUACUGUGGCAUCUCACCCUGCCACCACAGGCGACAUAUCACUGCUGCUGGGACUUGAACAA
This is a messenger RNA of Apodemus sylvaticus (European woodmouse), 1801 nucleotides long. It is a transcript of the gene Has2, whose product is annotated as hyaluronan synthase 2. The transcript is spliced from 3 exons. Gene Ontology annotation, molecular function: hyaluronan synthase activity. The record is from RefSeq and is a predicted model, not a curated record. Gene Ontology annotation, biological process: hyaluronan biosynthetic process; extracellular matrix assembly. The coding region runs from base 1 to 1659 and encodes 552 amino acids. NCBI's taxonomy places the organism in Eukaryota, Metazoa, Chordata, Mammalia, Rodentia, Muridae.